AUGAGCCUGCUGCAGGGGCUCAGCGACGGGGAGGAAGAAGCGGAAGGGGGAGGGGAGGCGGACGGGGAGGGGGAGGAGGCGGCGGAAGGGGGAAGAGAAGCGGACAGGGAGAGGGAGGACGUGGGAGGAGAGGCGGAUGGGGAGGAGGGUGAGGGGGAAGAACGCGACAGGCAAGGGGGUGAGGUGGGAGGAGAGACAGACGGGGUGGAGGGUGAGGCGGGCGGAGUGGCGGACUUUGAGGGGGUCGGUGAAAAGGAGGGAGAAGAGCGAGCAGCCGUGCGGCAGCAGCAGGGGCAUGGAGGGAAUUCGCAGCAUUGUCAAACGGACCACGAGUUGGGUGCUGAUAACAAUGGCCAGGACGAGCAGGUGCUGUUAGCUCCUCGUGCCGUUGAGUGCGGUGGGGAGGUUGUGGCAGCGGUAGAACGGAGUGCUGUUGCUCGCCAAUGCGGUGCAGGCGAUGGUGCUACUGUGGUGGCUGUAACGGAGUGUAACACUGUGACGGAGUGUAGCACUGUAACGGACUGUGGCUCUAUCGCGUAUUCGAGCUCCGUGGCUUGUUCUACAACCGCAGGGCCGGGGAAACAGGCGGAAGGGUGCGCGGAAGGGGACAGGGGGGAAAGCAACGCACAGGGUGAGGAGGGGAAUGGGGGAUUUAAGGCGCAGGGUGGCAGGGUGGGUGAGGGGAGAGGCACAGGGGAUAAGCGCAGGGGCAGGGACAGGGGGCGGGGGAGGAGAGGGGCUUUGGGAGGGGUACGGGGGAGGAAGGGGCGGAGGGGGGGAAGAAGCGGAGGUGGGGGAGGUGGUGGGGAAGUGUCAUGGUUGGACGAGGGAUGUUUGGAGGAGUUGGGUGCGGUGGAGGCGGGUUUAGAGGAGAGCGUUCAGUCGAACGACGUGGAGGUGGAGGGGAAUGGGGGAAGGGAUGUGGCCGGGGCGGAGGGGAGUGCGGUGGAGUGGGGAGGCGGGGGCGAGGGGGAGGAGGUUGACGGGGGGACGUGUGGGGAGAGCCGUUUAAAGGGCACGAGAGGGGAGGAAGGGGAGAAGGAGGGAGAGGAGGGAGAGGAGGGAGAGGAGGGAGAGGAGGGAGAGGAGAGGGAGGAGCGAUAUGCGCGUUUGAGGGAUCUAAAUGAUGGUGAGGGAGUGGAUGAUGGGAAGGGUGUGGAGGAGGAAAGGGGAGUGGUGGAAGGGGAAGGGGUAAAAGAUAAGGAGGGGGCUGAUGGCCGGGAGGGGUUGGAAGAGGGGAAGGGACCGGAGGAUGGGGAGGAGAUGAGGGAUGUUGAUAAGAAUGGAGGGAAGAACGAGGAGAGAGAGGAUGGGGGGAACUGGGAGGGUGGGAGGAUUUGGGUUGACAGAGAGGAAGGUGAGGAGAGAGAAGGGGACAGACGGAAGGACGACGAGGGAGGGUUGGGAGAUGCGAGGAGGGAAGAAAAGGAGGUCGAAGGUGGUGGGGCAGGAGGAGAGGCGAGGCGGAAAGAAGGGGAGGGUGACGCAGAUGGGGCAGGGGGGCAUACGAGGAGAGAUGAAGGGGAGGGUGAAGCAGGAGGGGCAGGGGGCGAGGCGGGGAGGGUGGAUCAAGGGCAGGGAGGAGGUGGGAAGGGACGGUACUGGGGGCUGGUGAGCGUGGGCGUGCUGGCAUGGCUGAGAGAAGAGGGGACGGAGGAGGUGAGGGGGGAGAUGAGGGAGGAAGUGAGGGAGGAAGUGAGGGAGGAGUGGGAGGAGGAGGUGAGGGAGGAAAUGAGGGAGGAAGUGAAGGAGGAGGUGAGGGAGGAAGUGAGGGAGGAAAAGAUGAAAAGGGACGAGAGGGGCGGAGAGGGGGUGAGGGAGGAGGAAGAGAGGGAGGAGGAGAGGGAGGAGUGGGAGGAGAGGAAAGAGAGGGAGGAGAGGGAGGAGAGGGAGGAGAGGGAGGAGAGGGAGGAGAGGGAGGAGAGGGAGGAGAGGGAGGAGAGGGAGGAGAGAGAGGAGAGGGAGGAGAGAGAGGACAGGGAGGCGGAGCACACAGCUGGUGCAGGGGUACUGGAGGGGGAUGGAGACUCAGUGAAGGGUGGGGAGGUUAGAGGGUUGAAUCCCCUCUCGGCAGGCAGCAGCAGCGCCGUGGCUGCAGAUACGGGCGCUUUGCAAUCCGCAGCCCACCUGUCCGUUACUGACAGCAGCACCUUGGCUGUUGGUACGGGCGCUUUGAAAUCACUCCUGGAGGAAAGCAGGGCGGUGGUAAUGCGUGGAGGGUCGGCAGAGGGUGAGGAAGAAGAGCAGGGGCGUGGGUUGAGCCCGCUCCUGGCGAGCAGUAGGCGAGCCAUGAGCAGAAUGGAAGAGGCGAGGAGGGAGGGCGUGGGGGAGAGGAGCGCGGGGAGUAUGGUUGUGAUUGGAAUGGAGGCGGAUGGGGAGGAGGAGGAAGAGGAGGGUUCAGGGGUAGUGGCCAUGCCUUGUGUAGAAGGGAAUGGGAUGGAGGAGGAAGGUGGGAUUAAAAAAGCGGUUGAGGGAGGAGUGGGGGGCGAGAGGCCGGGGGAAGGAGAAGGGGAUGAAGUGGCUGGGAGUAAAGCAAGCGUGGUUACAAAGUUCGAUGAAAAACCAUUUGAGGCCAAUGGAAGAGAGAGGGAUGGAUUGGACUGGGUGAGAGAGCCGCUGGUACUAUGA
This is a messenger RNA of Closterium sp. Yama58-4, 2628 nucleotides long. The record is from the annotation of a GenBank genome assembly. NCBI's taxonomy places the organism in Eukaryota, Viridiplantae, Streptophyta, Zygnematophyceae, Desmidiales, Closteriaceae.